Macrobrachium nipponense is the source of this 2141-nucleotide messenger RNA. Its product is annotated as probable serine/threonine-protein kinase clkA. The transcript is spliced from 2 exons. Gene Ontology annotation, molecular function: chitin binding. The coding region runs from base 93 to 1859 and encodes 588 amino acids. Gene Ontology annotation, cellular component: extracellular region. Lineage: Eukaryota; Metazoa; Arthropoda; Malacostraca; Decapoda; Palaemonidae. The record is from RefSeq and is a predicted model, not a curated record.
CGUCUUCUAACUUCCUCAUCAGCAGUUUUUCCUCUUCACCUUCUCUUGGGUCUAUCUGCAGCUUCCCUUCCGCAUCUUCCUCUGUCUUCGAUAUGAAGGCUUUUCUACUCAUUGCUCUCCUGAGCGCAACGUCGUAUUGUGCCCCAGAUCACGGCUUCUCAAAUGGAUUUGGAAGCAGCAAUGGUGCCCUAAGCAAUGGCUAUGAUGCCCAACUAAGCACAUCCUACGGAGUUCCUAAUGGGGAAUAUCGGGUCGAUUUCGAAAUUGCUGCCUUGUCUGAAAACAUUCCAGGUGGUGGUGUCCCUGGAGUAGACUAUCCAGUCCUGGCUGAUGUCCCUGACACAGGAUUCUCCUGCGAUGCCCAAACUGUCCCUGGAUACUACGCCGAUACAGCCCCUGAGGCUGGCUGCCAGGUCUUCCACAUCUGCCAGGACAGACCCAAUGGACGCCGCCAGCAGGACUCCUUCCUCUGCCCCAACGGCACCAUCCUCAAUCAGCAGUACUUGGUCUGUGACUGGUGGUUCAACUUCGACUGUUCCACUGCUCAAGACUUCUACUUCGUCAACGAAUUCAUUGGAGUCGAACCAACUGCUCAGUAUGCUAAUGGUAUCAUCAAUGGCAACGGAAAUGGUCUUGGGAGGUCCGCAUACACUAAUGGAAAUGGCAAUGGUCUGAAUGGCAAUGGUAAUGGUGCAACUGGCUACACCUAUGGCAAUGGCAACGGAAAUGGCAAUCUAAGGAGUGGAUUAACCAACGGUAAUGGAAAUGGCAAUGGAAGGAAUGGAUACACAAAUGGAAAUGGUAAUGGAAAUGGCAAUGGGUUGAAUGGAAAUGGCAAUGGACUGAAUGGAAACACCAAUGGAAAUGGAAAUGGUAAUGGAAAUGGAAGGAGUGCAUAUACCAAUGGAAAUGGAAAUGGCAAUGGAGUGAAUGGAUACACCAAUGGAAAUGGAAAUGGCAAUGGAGUGAAUGGAUACACCAAUGGAAAUGGUAAUGGAAAUGGCAAUGGAGUGAAUGGAUACACCAAUGGAAAUGGAAAUGGCAAUGGAGUGAAUGGAAAUGGCAAUGGAAAUGGAAGGAGUGCAUAUACUAAUGGAAAUGGAAAUGGCAAUGGAGUGAAUGGAUACACCAAUGGAAAUGGAAAUGGAAAUGGAAAUGGCAAUGGAGUGAAUGGAUACACCAAUGGAAAUGGAAAUGGCAAUGGAGUGAAUGGAAAUGGCAAUGGAAAUGGCAAUGGAAAUGGAAGGAGUGCAUAUACUAACGGAAAUGGAAAUGGCAAUGGACUGAAUGGAUACACCAAUGGAAAUGGAAAUGGAAAUGGAAGGAGUGCAUAUACUAAUGGAAAUGGAAAUGGCAAUGGACUGAAUGGUUACACCAAUGGAAAUGGAAAUGGAAAUGGAAAUGGAAGGAGUGCAUAUACUAACGGAAAUGGAAAUGGCAAUGGACUGAAUGGAUACACCAAUGGAAAUGGUAAUGGAAAUGGAAAUGGAAAUGGAAGGAGUGCAUAUACCAAUGGAAAUGGAAAUGGCAAUGGACUGAAUGGAUACACCAAUGGAAAUGGUAAUGGAAAUGGAAAUGGCAAUGGACUGAAUGGAUACACCAAUGGAAAUGGUAAUGGAAAUGGAAAUGGCAAUGGAGUAAAUGGUUACACCAAUGGAAAUGGCAACGGAAGGAGUGGAUACACAAAUGGAAAUGGCAAUGGAAAUGGAAACGGUAAUGGAUUAAAUGGGUAUACCAAUGGAAACGGCAACGGACAUUCCAAUGGAAAUGGCAAUGGCAGCAAUGGACUCGCCAAUGGCAAUGGAAACGGCGGCGUCGUCAGAUCCCCAUCGCUGUCCUAUGGCGCCCCCCUCCCUUAAACUGAGGAGAAGAAACGACCCAAAUCCCCAAAAAGGCACCGGACCAGGAAUCGGCUUCUCUAACUGGAACCUCCAUUAGCCUCUAUUUGUUCUUAUUCUAAGUCCAUCUACUUCUUAUUAUUCCUUUUUUACAUCUAUUUAUAGCUUUUUUGUAUUUCGAAAAUUAUAUUUUAGGAAAAAUAGUCAUUAUAUUUUUGAUAUUUUAAUAACUAUUUUUUAUGACAACGACUUUCUAAAAACGAAUAACAAAAUGCAGUAAAAAAAUAUAUGACAGCAAGGUAU